Fusarium odoratissimum NRRL 54006 is the source of this 741-nucleotide messenger RNA. RefSeq lists its product as uncharacterized. The transcript is spliced from 2 exons. Bases 25 to 741 code for a protein of 238 amino acids. Lineage: Eukaryota; Fungi; Ascomycota; Sordariomycetes; Hypocreales; Nectriaceae. The record is from RefSeq and is a predicted model, not a curated record.
CAGAAAUCAGAUUGACAUCGUACAAUGGCUCCUACAAUUUUCAUCGUUCCUGGGUUUUAUGAAGGCCCCGCGGUCUUCCAACCUCUCGCCGACAGCCUCAAUGGACGAGGCUUCAAAACAGUGAUCACGACUAUUUCCAGCACUGGCAAGACUCCUCCAGACAGCCCAAACAUGGAUGAUGAUAUCGCGAACAUCGCCAAGGACCUUGCUCCUGUCGUUGAGGAAGCAGGUGAUGAAGGCGUCGUUGCAGUCAUGCACUCAGCAGGUGGCUUUAUUGGGAGCGGUGCCCUCAAAGGCCUGACUUCUCAAGCCAGGCAGGAUUCUGGGAAGGCUGGAGGUGUGAAGAAGAUCAUCUUCAUCACAGCUGGGCUGGCACCUGAGGGCUAUGAACAAGGGCCAAUGGAGUUCUUUGACUACCAUGAGUCAAACGGUACGCAGUCUUGUAAAGACCCCAGGAACUUGCUUUACGGUGACUUCUCAGACGAAGAGGCCAGCGAGUGGCUUCCAGGUCUUCAACAUCAAGCUGACAGAGGUUGGGCGACCAAGGUUCAGUACUGCGGUUGGAGAGAGGUACCAAGUGUCUACAUCAUCUGCGAGGGGGAUAGGAUACUACCUGUUGAGCUGCAGGAAAGGUUCGCGGGUCUGGCAGGCAGUGAGGUUAUGAAGGUUGAUGCUGGACAUAUGGUACAGUUGAGUCAGACUGAAAAGGUGGCCGGCAUCAUCGCUUCACACGCGAAUUAA